UGGACAGAGGUGGCACCUGGAUGUGGGCGGUCCACGUUUCCUCACAGCCGGCGGAAGCGGGUGGCGGGAGGGUACCCUGUCAGCGUGGGCCAGUGGCCAUGGCUCGUGUCCCUCAAGUUCUCUGAAUUCCAUCCGUUUAGAAACUUCAGUGAUCAUUACUUUUCUCACUUGUGUGGUGGUAGCCUCGUCCAUCCGAACUGGGUAGUGUCAGCAGCUCAUUGUGUCAGCAACACGACUUACGAAGGACUGGACGACGUUACAAGCUGGAGCGCUGCUCUUGGAGAACACACUUUACUGGAGGAUGAGGAAACAACAGAAAUAUACGAAGUAGAAAAAAUUAUUCCGCAUGCAGUUUUUAUCAAUAGAAAGCCAAUAUCACACGACAUUUGCUUAAUAAAACUGAAGGAGGCUGUACCGAUGUCGAGUUACGCACGGACGGUGUGUCUGGAUGAUGUGGGUGCGGGUGUGAAGGACCACUGUGUGAUCACAGGGUGGGGAGGCAUACAGGAAGAAAUCCGAACAGGCGCAAACAACGUACCCAUGCAAGCGACAAUUCCAAUAAUCAGCACAGAUGUGUGCUGGCAUCGCUAUUACAACAUAUCAGACAGUCACCCAGCUAAGGGGUUCGCGAUUAUAGAUGACGGGGUCCUGUGUGCAGCGGCGGAGGAGGGCGGCCGGGACACUUGCGCGGGCGAUUCCGGAGGACCGAUCCUGUGCUUACAGGAGACCUCGUGGCAUUUGGCGGGAAUUUCGUCGGGAGGGUAUCACUGUGGACAGUACGAGUUCCCUGGCAUUUACACACGGAUAAAUCACUAUAUUGACUGGAUCAAAACCACAAUAGAAGAAAACUGA
Liolophura sinensis is the source of this 852-nucleotide messenger RNA. Its product is annotated as trypsin-3-like. Gene Ontology annotation, molecular function: serine-type endopeptidase activity. The record is from RefSeq and is a predicted model, not a curated record. The transcript is spliced from 5 exons. NCBI's taxonomy places the organism in Eukaryota, Metazoa, Mollusca, Polyplacophora, Chitonida, Chitonidae. Gene Ontology annotation, biological process: proteolysis. The annotation marks the transcript as partial.